Molecule: messenger RNA, 645 nt
Organism: Haemonchus placei
Lineage: Eukaryota; Metazoa; Nematoda; Chromadorea; Rhabditida; Trichostrongylidae
Source: the annotation of a GenBank genome assembly
AUGCUUACCCGUCGGAUUGCUGCAGCGGUUCUUCUUAUUGGCGGCUGUACUGAGAGAGACGAGGGAGGUGCUCUGUGCUCUGUCGAGGAAUUAAGCUUCCGCAAAACUCCGGAAGGAAUCGACAUGAACAAGAGUAUUGUCUACAAAUUACGAGAACCUCGACGGAGUCCUGCAGUGUUUGCUGAAAAGAAUGGAUUCCUUGUUUUAGGAGGAUGUCAAAGGAAAGGUGUGCAUACGGGAAGUGCUGAACGAAUUCGGUGGAAUCGAAAUUUGCUGGAAAGCAGUAAUUCGGUGUUUCAGAACGUGGUUGAAGCAAAAAGCUGCAGCGCUUUCUUCAAACUAGAUGAGUGUGCAGGAGUUCUUAUUGGAGGUUUCAAUGGAUUGGAUUGCCUGAAAAGUGUGAAUCUCGUCAAACUCAAUGAACGCGAGGUACUGCCUACAAGAUUAUCAACCGCUCGUGAAAAUCAUGUUUGCGAAAUCAUAUUUGAUCGCUACCUCGUCGUGAUGGCUGGCUGGGACGGACGGCAGGCGCUGGACUCUGUCGAAGUAUUCGAAAUCAUCGACGAAAGCCCAUGGAUUCUCCCAACAGGAAUUCAAUUCAGCUUAUGUGAAGCUAGAAUUCGUCCAGUCUCCACUCCACUGUGA